Maylandia zebra (zebra mbuna) is the source of this 3149-nucleotide messenger RNA. It is a transcript of the gene dpf1, whose product is annotated as double PHD fingers 1. Gene Ontology annotation, cellular component: nBAF complex. The record is from RefSeq and is a predicted model, not a curated record. NCBI's taxonomy places the organism in Eukaryota, Metazoa, Chordata, Actinopteri, Cichliformes, Cichlidae. Gene Ontology annotation, biological process: nervous system development.
UCUGCAGUGUUGCAUUCUAUCAUACUAUAUCAAAAUGGCCACAGCGGUACAGAACCCCCUCAAAUCGCAAUCUGGAGGUGCAGUCAUCAAGAACAGUCUUGGAGAGGAGUUUUAUAAGGAGGCCAUCGAACACUGUCGCAGCUACAAUGCCCGUCUGUGUGCAGAGCGCUCCAUGCGGCUCCCUUUCCUGGACUCCCAGACCGGGGUGGCCCAGAGCAACUGCUACAUCUGGAUGGAGAAGAACCACCGUGGACCAGGUCAUGCUCCGGGCCAGUUGUACACAUACCCCGCUCGCUGCUGGCGCAAGAAGAGACGGCUAAACAUCUUGGAGGACCCGCGGCUUGUACCGAUCGAGUUCAAGAUAGACUACGAGGCAUCUUUAAAGAAGGAGGGGGGGAUCCCAGACGGUCCCGUGCUGGAGUCGCUGCUUGCUGGGGAAACCCUGGACAAGAAGGUAGAAACCAAGGAAGAAGAGCCCAUGAGCGAGUGUCAGAAGCUGCUUGUUGGGGAUUUCCCUCAUGAGCUGGAGGCGGAUGACAUGGAUGAAGAUGUUCCGAAGCGCAAGAACCGUACCAAAGCACGAGCCUAUGGUGUUGGGGGCAUGAGAAAGAGACAAGAGCUGCCUGCCAUUGAAGACAGAGACAAGCCUUAUGUCUGUGACAUCUGCGGGAAGCGCUAUAAGAACCGCCCAGGGCUGAGUUACCACUACACUCACACACACCUGGCAGAUGAGGAGGGUGAAGAAGACUCAGAGCGACACACGCUACCCUUCCAACGCAAGAACAACCACAAGCCCAAGAAAGCAGCGGAUGGCUCAGUCAUUGCCAACGGCUACUGCGACUUUUGCCUCGGAGGCUCAAAGAAGACCGGCUGUCCUGAAGACCUUAUUUCCUGUGCGGACUGUGGACGCUCAGGCCACCCGUCCUGUCUGCAGUUCACAGUGAACAUGACAGCUGCGGUGAGGACUUAUCGCUGGCAGUGCAUCGAGUGCAAGUCCUGCAGCCUGUGUGGCACCUCUGAGAACGACGACCAGCUGUUGUUCUGUGACGAUUGUGACAGAGGCUAUCACAUGUACUGUCUGAGCCCUCCGAUGUCUGAGCCGCCAGAGGGGAGCUGGAGCUGUCAUCUGUGUCUAAGACAACUGAAGGAGAAGGCCUCAGCCUACAUCACCCUCACUUAAUCUGCUGAGCUGCGCCUCUUCCUCUUGGCCCUUCAUCCUCUCCCAAAACCACUUCUCCGUAACCCCCCUCACUGUGCCUCAGAGGCUACCCCCCCUCUCCUCUUCUGAUCUGCUCGCCGCUACUCUCUCUACGUUCUGUCCCCGCGACCUUUGACACGACUGAGCACACAGCAACCACGGCGAUGCAUAUUCCCGAAACGUCUUUCCAGUGGCGAGCCAACCUCCGCCCCGUUUAUUUAUUUAUUUUGGUCACUCGAAUUCCCUGUUGUGCUUGACCUGAAUCCCCCCUCCCUUCAUUCUCUCUCUGUCUCAACAGAGGAAUUCAUCAGCUGGCAAUAAGUUUGCUAGCAAGACACACACUUCAGCCUGCCAAGGGCACUUCUGAGGCAUACUACUCCACAGGAACCCUCAUAAGGGCCCUCGGAUGAGCCCUAAUGAUCUUCAGCUGCAACUCAGUCAAGUAGUGAGCGAGAAUUAAUAAGAUGGAUAGGUGUUAGGCAGAGGACAGGGCAUUGAAGACCCUGGAUAACCAUGGAGCAGUAUGUUUCAGUGUUAGUCAACUGUGAAAUAUACACCCAAUCAAAAUUUCAUUUACUCCCUCUGUCCUUUACCGUGCACGGCAGAGCUGAGACACUGAACUCUGCUCCAUUAUUUGUCUGCAGGGUUUCCUGCUCCAUGCAGUUUUUUAAAGGCAGAGUGAAUUGUACAGAAUUUUGACUGAUUCUCCAUCUACGCGCUCAUAAAACCUCACCCUCGCCGGACACGUCGGAGUCUCUGGUCAGGAACUCAGACCAUCUUUGACCUCACCCUGUCCUCUCUCGUUGCAUGGGGUUUUUCCACAAAAUUAAUGAUGCAUUUUGGGAUUGACACCGGUGGUUUUUAGUGUGCGGAUGUGAUCCUCUGAUUAAAGGAGAGAAGGAUUUUUCUCUUAAUCAACUAUCUCUGAUCAAACGAUGUAUUUAAAAAUACAAUUUAGGCUUAGCGUCCCUCACAAAUCCUUUACCUGACCUUUGUUCGCCCUUUCCCUCGAUGAAACAAUGACUGUGAAGCCAAUGCGAGACUAAAACGCUCCUGGUGCUUGGUGUGUAUUAUCUGUGUGUUAAGAAUGUAGGAUCAAUGUGUGGACAAUGCAGAUCUUUGUCUGGCCUAUGCGGAGGCCAAAAAAACGUAUUUUUUAAUGAUUCCUUUUUUUAAUUUCUUUUUCAUUCGCAUGUUGUUGUUUCAGUUGUUUUUUCAAAACUUGUAAUUGAAAUCGAAGAGAAAGCACACUUAAUUCGCAAUAAUGUGUUUGUAAUAUGAACUCUUUUGGCCAAACUGGGUGUGUGUUAGUGUGUAUGUGUGUGUGUGCAUGUCUGUUUGUGGGACUUUAUUUGAAAACUACAAUAAUUGUAGCCAUUUCCAAGCUAGGCAGGAUCUGUGCGAGGAUCUGAGUAGCAGAGGUCAAGUGGAUGUAAGGAAAGUCGGCAUUUUCUCGUCCAGGUAUUCUGACAGAGUGAAGACAAAAAGAAAGUGUUAAAGGAAUUGUUUCAUCAUUUCACCGUGGCUUAUAUGCCAGAGUUCAUCUUGUAGUGACUCUGGAAAGUAUGGAAGAAAUGAAUAGUAUGGCACAUAACCCACACUGAAGAUCAUCAUUUUUAUCAUUUACAACCUUUUGUUUUAUAUUACACGUUAAUCCAUAAACAUUAGAGGUGCUGGUAGCCAGGAUGAGAGGUGAAACAUCUUCAAAAAACGUAAAGAAGUCCAGCCACCCUUGAUUCAAGGGUCUUAGACUAACAUUACCUGUUUGAGUGAAACCCUACACAGACAUACGGCCAGGAAAACUGUUUCUUACAGUGGCCCUGAGAGGUCAAAUGCACUGUAGCUAAGAAAAAUAACACCAACAAAUACUAAAAUGCUGUAAUAGCACACAAAACAAAACUGAUGAUGAAUAAAACACAAUAGAAAUAGAAAAAUACAUCCAUCCAUUUUC